GUUUAUAGCCGUUGGAGUCUCCCUCUUUCCUUCUCUCUUGCUACAGAGCAGAGCAAUUUCAAUGGCGACCGGCCAAGAUCCCAACUUUUCUCCGUCUACCAAUUCCAAUCCAACCGAUUCCUCUUCUCUGAAGCGGAAAAGACCCCCAAGCCUCGAAAUACCGACCGUCCUCCGAGAAGUUCGCACCCACACGCCUCCAAACGACGUCUUCUCUUUUGCCGGACUCGGAGUCGCCGUUUUCUCCCGCAAAGGCAAGAAAAAGUCCAUGGAAGACACGCACAGGAUCUUUUCUUGCUUCCGAGGCAACUCCGACAAAAGAUUUUUCGGCGUCUAUGAUGGACAUGGGGGUAAGAAGGCGGCGGAGUUUGUCGCCGAGAAUUUGCAUAACAAUGUUCUUGAAAUGAUGGAGAAUUGUAAAGAGAAAGAUGAGGCUGUUAAAGCUGGGUAUCUGAAAACAGAUCAGGACUUCUUGAAGCAGGGUUUAAGCAGCGGUGCGUGCUGCGUCACGGCUGUGAUAGAAGGAGAGGAGGUUGUCGUUUCAAACUUGGGAGAUUGCAGGGCUGUUCUGUUUAGAGGUGGGGUGGCUGAACCUCUCACAAAAGAUCACCGAGUGGAACAAGAAGAUGAACGAAAAAGAAUAGAAAAUAAGGGAGGAUAUGUGGAAAUCCACCGAGGAGCGUGGCGAGUUCACGGCCUACUAACUGUUUCUAGAAGCAUCGGAGACGCUCACCUGAAGAAUUGGGUGCUUGCUGAGCCUGAAACAAAGAUCCUGCAACUCACUCCAGAUAUGGAGUUCCUAGUUUUAGCCUCUGAUGGACUAUGGGAAAAGGUUGGCAACCAAGAAGCCGUUGAUACAGUGAAACGGUUAUGUUCAGCUGAGAAAAAAAUGGGAUCCUCAGGAUGUUGUCCGAAGGAUAAUGAUAGUGACUAUGUUGGUUGUGCUAAUGUGAGCCCUUCAUCAAAGUUACGUAGGAUCUCUCUGUUUAAUAAGAAGCAGGCAAAAGGGUUGAUGAGUCGGUUUUCAAGCCACAAGAAGGACACUACUAGCUGGAUAGACAGUGAAAAUGACUUCCUCAGCAAAAAAGAAAGCCCUCCAUCGAAGUCACAAAGAAUAUCGAUGCUAAAGCAAGUGAACACGAAGAUGGAAUCGCCCACUAAGGAGAACAGCGACUAUGAUAGCAAGAAGAACACUUGUAGCUGGGGAGACAGUGAAAAUGACAUUGUCGCUGAAAACGAAGGCCCUCCAUCGAAGUCGCGAAGAAUAUCACUGGUAAAGCGAGUGAGCAUGAAGACGGAAUCUCCCACUAAGGAGAACAAUGGAUAUAAUAACAAGAAGAGGCCCGAAUCUGAUGGACUCGUGGCUGCUUGUAAGGAGCUUGUGAACCUUGCUGUGAGUAGGGGUGGUCUUGAUGACAUUACUGUAAUGAUAAUUAAUCUUAACCAUUUCAAACUCAACAGGUUAAUCCCGGCUUGUUUUUCGUCCGGCGAGAGGCCACAGGUCGAUGAUCAAGCGGCGGUAGUAAGGUCGGGCCAAAGCCUGUUCAUGUCGGUGUACCGGACAAAGAUAGCCGGCCGGUGUCGUCUUAUCACAAUCACUUGGUGCAAGAAUUUGCUUCUCCGAGGCCUAUCUGUGUCCAUUCAAGGGCAAGAGGAAGAUCAUCAGUACAAGCUUGAGCUGAAGCCUUGGUACUUCUGGAGAAAACAAGGCGACAAGCAAUUUGUACUUGAUGGUACGACUGUUAAUGUUGUCUGGGACUUGAAAGCCGCCAAGUUCAACGGAGAAACCGAGCCGCAAUCCGAUUACUACGUUGCCAUCGUGUGCGAAGAAGAAGUGGUCUUACUGGUUGGUGAUCUGAAGAAAGAUGCGUUUAGGAAAACUGGUUGUCGACCCUCGCUUUUAGACCCCAUUUUGGUGUCGAGAAAGGAGCAUUUGUUUGGGAAGAAGAAGUUUUCAACGAGAGUGAAGUUUCAUGAGAGGGAAGAUUUUCAUGAGAUUUUGAUCGAGUGUAAUAACAGUAACAUAAACACUCCUACUUAUGAAAACAAUACUGGUUUUUCGGAUCCGGAGUUGGAGGUGAAAAUAGAUGGGAAGCUAGCUCUUCAUGUCAAGCAUCUUCAUUGGAAAUUUAGAGGUAAUGAGUCAGUUUAUUUGACCAGAAGUAGUACUAAAGUUGAAGUGUUCUGGGAUGUUCAUGACUGGCUUUUUAGCUCUGGCACAAGGCAUGGUAUGUUCAUAUUUAGUCCUAUAUCAUCGUCGCCGUCGCCGUCGGUGUUGCUCGGUGAUCAGGAAGUGAAUUCUGAUAAUCAGUGUGAAGAUUCUGCUGGUGGGUCAUCUAGAUUUUCCUUGUUUGUGUAUGCUUGGAAGGUAGAAUGAAGGUGUAGUGUAUGUUUCCUAAGUCUUUAGCAAGGGUCAUUGUUGUCUAGACUACUAGUCACUUUUACGUAUCAUGGCAAGGAUUUAAAGAUGGGAAUGAUGGGUUUGUGCAUUUUAGUGUAUAAAAUGUGUUGAGUGUAACAAAGGAGAACAAGAUGGGAUGAAGAAGGUGAUAAGGAUGAGAAAGCACAUGGGCACCCAAAAAGGAUUUUUGGGAGUAUGCUUGCUUGAAUUAGGUAUUUAUUUAUAUUAUGGACAUGAUUGGACAAGCCAGAUAGGAUCGUGUAUAGGUCAAAUAAUCCUUGUGUGCCUACCCAUUACAAUUCCGAGUUCAUAAUUGCUCUAUCAUCUCUGUAGAUGUCUAUUCCCUUUUUCUUUGAUGGCUCUCCA
Molecule: messenger RNA, 2764 nt
Organism: Morus notabilis
Lineage: Eukaryota; Viridiplantae; Streptophyta; Magnoliopsida; Rosales; Moraceae
Exons: 6
Coding region: 62-2374 (770 amino acids)
Molecular function (GO): cation binding
Source: RefSeq, a predicted model, not a curated record